Macroventuria anomochaeta is the source of this 294-nucleotide messenger RNA. RefSeq lists its product as uncharacterized. The transcript has a single exon. Lineage: Eukaryota; Fungi; Ascomycota; Dothideomycetes; Pleosporales; Didymellaceae. The record is from RefSeq and is a predicted model, not a curated record. The annotation marks the transcript as partial.
UCAGCUGCCAUGGCUCCCAACGACUUCCCCACCGACUCAGAGCUCCUCGUAAUACUCACUACAGUUGGAGGGAUCAUCUCACUUCAAGUCCUGGUCGUCAUAACCUGUCUCAUUUACCGCAACUACAAAGACAAAGCCAAGUGGCGUCGCUUGAGGCAACAAGGCAUUGUCGUCGUCAACGGCCCCGCACUGUAUUGGACGGACGACCAACCGUUACCGCCAGUUCCCAUCGAUACCAAUAUGGUACAGGCGCAGCAAGCAUCUCGAGAAUCACGCCACGUUCACAACACCUGA